GAAUUCUUCCUCCAUCAGAGUCAAGAGCCCUCCCCCGUCCCAGCUGGGGACCCCCCGGGUCCCACACAGUGCGCAGGGAGAGACCUCCCCAGAUUCAGCUCACCCGCAGCAAUUUCACUCCUUCAAGCUUUGUCAUCCUUGAGGUGUGCUUUUUCAGACUGAGAAAGGCAUUUCUGAGACCAUCUAACUUUACAAGCUUGGGCCCUGCGCUCCUGGCCUCUCAUGUGGUCCUGGCCCUGGCCUGCCAUGUGUGGGUUUGCCCACGUCCAGCCCUAGUCACCAUACAGCCCCUAACCCGGACAGAGUGGAUGCUGUCACCAGCCAUGACCCUUUCACCGACCUCAACUACACCGUCUGCCUGUCCUGUUACGAGUCCACUCACGGCAAGCUCAGAGGCACAGCCACGUCGUGUCACAGUGGAAGGACCACCUCCACGUUCCAGGAUGAGAGCCCGUCAACACCGAGUCGGGGGACCUGGAGCUGAGUGUGCUCUGGGCUCCGCCGGCGUCCUCCCCGCCUGGGAGAAGCGGAGCUCCUUGGAAGGGUGGCGCCUACAGGGCACGGCCUCUGCCCCAGCUGCGGGCGCCCCCAGGUCUGUGACAGGCAUGAACCGCGAGAAGUACGACGUCUCCCUCAGGACUGUCAGUAACGCCUCCCGCACCACCAGCUACGCGGGGCCCCUGGCCCGGGCCGUCCACGACGGCGCUGGGCUGCGGAGGGACCCAUGAGCACGGCCAGCAGGAGGCUGCGGACAGCCCCCCCGGGAAGCUGAUGCGUCGCCAGUGAGGGGCCGCCCAGAACGCCCUCCCGCAUCUAGUGGCGCUGGCAAGGCUCCGGGCACCUGGGUGGCGACAGCCGGUAGCGGGAAUCAGACCAGGAGGUAAGCACUCCACCUCUGCCCCUUACUGGCUGAGGGGCAUGGGCCAAGCCAAGCAAACUUCCUUCUCGAUCGGCUUCCUCAUCUGGAAAGCAGGAUUGGGUGGAUUAAACAAAUAAAUGGAGACCAGCAGGUGCGUAGACCAUGCCAGGCACGUGGUGACCCCUGAGAACGUGGUCUCCGAGCAUCACCCGGAACUUCCUCGGCACGGUAAUCCUCAGGCCCCCACCAGCCCCGACGAGCCCGAAACCCGGGGCCUUUGACCCGCCCUCCAGGUGAUCCCGAUGUGCCUCACGCCGGCUUCAAGAGGCACGGAGGUGCCAGGUGUUCCCUCCGUCACCCGGGGAGCUCGCCAACACUCGGAGACUGGGACUGAGCAGCCUGCACUUUUUACAGCUUUGCUGGGACCUGACUGACAUCCAGCAGCGUGUCGGGUGUGUGACCUGUCGAUCCGAUUCGUGUGUAUAUUCACCGCAAAGGGACCGCCACCAGCGCGGCGGCUCCCACCUCCUUCCCGUCACACACUCGCCGUUUCUUUUUUGUGCUGGUAACAUUUACGACGUACUCCCGUAGCAACUCGCGAGGGUACGAUACAGUAUUGUGAGCUGUGAUCCCCGCGCAUUGAGCCCCCAGGACUUGUAAGUCUUGAAACCGGAAGUCUGUACCCUUUGACAAAUUUUAACAAGCUCCCAGGUGACGCCCACGUGGGGGGUUGUAGGCCACCCUUGAAGAGUAACGGGGGCCUCUAUCAGUAUCAGGUAAAUGACCCAAACGGGAGAGAUCCACGGGCUCCAGAGGACCCACAGACCAG
Messenger RNA from Manis pentadactyla (Chinese pangolin), 1688 nucleotides. Its product is annotated as glyceraldehyde-3-phosphate dehydrogenase-like. The transcript has a single exon. The record is from RefSeq and is a predicted model, not a curated record. Lineage: Eukaryota; Metazoa; Chordata; Mammalia; Pholidota; Manidae. The coding region runs from base 309 to 728 and encodes 139 amino acids.